UAAUACAAUUAAUGAGAGACUAGUUGUAUAGAUUAUUUCUUGAAAGCACAAAGCCUGUAAAAUGGAAUUGAAUAAUUUUUUCAAGCUGGCAAUAAUUUUUGGUUGCAUCAGUAAUAUGUUUUGUGACAUAAAUUACGAUUAUUAUUGGAGAGAUUAUACAGGUGACAUACCAGGAGAUGCUGUAGAAGGUGGGCGUGAUGUGAAUAAUAGGAAAACAUAUAUUGGCCAGGUUUUUGUUAAAAAUCAUGGAAUUAUUCCUGUUACCAUAUAUCCAGGAAUAAAAUCUGUCACAGCGAAUAUAAAUGGGAUACAUCGCCUCAGUAGCUAUAUAAAGAUCUUGUGCAGUUCUUCCAAAGAAAAUUUCAAAUGGUUUCCAGCAGAUGCAAAUAGACUCCAUGUACAAACGAUUAACAAACAUUUGGUACGAGGCGGAGUGGAGUAUGGGCUUGUGAGUAAUAUCGGCAGAAUAAAGUACCAAGGUGAGCUAUUGGUCGCCAAAGUUUGUGGAUUUAAUGUUGGAAACGCGAAACUAUUCUUUCCUGCCGGAAACGAAGAAAAGCACGCGGAAUCUUAUGAAGUUUUAAUAUACGACGGUCCAGAUUUAAAUUCUGUUAAGACACCUAGUGCUUUAUAAUUUUUAUGGCAUAACAAUGAAUUUACUGGUAGGUAACGCAACUGCCUUCAGCAGUAUAUCUGAUGGUUUGAUAAUAAAACUGCUGUUGGUAUUCUUUUUAUAUUCAUUAACAAUAUUUUAAUAAAUAUGUGCGUGUAUAUCUCUGUUUGUUUAUAAACUAAAGCAUUUCCUUU
Molecule: messenger RNA, 807 nt
Organism: Anoplophora glabripennis (Asian longhorned beetle)
Lineage: Eukaryota; Metazoa; Arthropoda; Insecta; Coleoptera; Cerambycidae
Exons: 3
Coding region: 62-634 (190 amino acids)
Source: RefSeq, a predicted model, not a curated record